Messenger RNA from Fusarium keratoplasticum, 1641 nucleotides. RefSeq names its product Zn(2)-C6 fungal-type domain-containing protein. The record is from RefSeq and is a predicted model, not a curated record. Gene Ontology annotation, biological process: positive regulation of transcription by RNA polymerase II. Bases 94 to 1641 code for a protein of 515 amino acids. The transcript is spliced from 3 exons. Gene Ontology annotation, cellular component: nucleus. Gene Ontology annotation, molecular function: zinc ion binding; transcription cis-regulatory region binding; DNA-binding transcription factor activity, RNA polymerase II-specific. NCBI's taxonomy places the organism in Eukaryota, Fungi, Ascomycota, Sordariomycetes, Hypocreales, Nectriaceae.
UAUCCUCCCAUUCUCUCAAUUAUCUCUGACACGCUCUCGUCAGCCUUCUCAAGGAGUGUGACAUACCAGAAUGACACACAAACGACAAGCACUAUGAGUGGUGCUACUCGGCCGAAACUCCGUACCAAAACUGGCUGUCUGACCUGCAGACAGCGCCGUAAGAAAUGCAACGAGAAGUUCCCUGUCUGCGACGCCUGCAGCUUGUCCAGCAGGAAUUGCCAAUGGCCGUCGUCUUCAGACCUGCUUGAUCGUCGUUACGCCUCUCACUCCGACUCUCGACACCGAGAGCCCGUCGCCAAACCGAAACCCGAGCACAUAGAGAACACAAUAGAAGAUGGCCAAGUCUGGGAGGGGCCGGUGCAGGAAAUCCACCACGAUGCUGUUCCUGUGGCUUUUCAUGGCGACUCCGAAGGGAUGCACCCCCUGGAUCUUGUCUUGGAGGCUGGCGCUGUCCAUGGCGUCAUCUCCCAUGACCUAGAGCUCCUACUCUCUCGACAUUUUGCCGACAGAUACUUUUCUCUUCUGCUGCUGCCCAGCUGCCAUCGUGGAUUCCAUGAUGGAUGGCUAAUAGACAUCCAGCACCUCAUGGCGACGCACAAGAGCCUCUAUUAUUCCGUCCUGGCUUGCUCUGCGGCUCAUUAUAUGAAUGAUGAAUCCUGGUACAGGCAGGACCUUGCGCUCAUGUACUAUUCCAAGGCGCUCAAGGAACUCUCUGCUCUUCUUGCAACGGUUUCGAGUCACGAGAACCACAAUGGUCUAUUGAUGUCCGUGAUGCUAUUGUAUCUGCACGGGUGUCUAGGAUGGGGCACCACCAACGAUAUACCACGGCAUGUCAGUGCGGCAACCCGCAUCGUCACACUCCGCCUUCUAAACCGACCCGACAGCACACCACGGCUUUUUGAUAGGCUCGCCAUCGAGAGCGUCGUCUACCAGACCUUCCUUGUUUCGACUGGCCUUUGGUCUGAUAGUAGUGAACUUAGUUAUGAUUUUAAUCCUGACUUCUGGGAUGGAGCCGAGAAAGUAUUGGAACGGUCAACCCUCUUUCCAGGGAACCAGAGGGCCCUCAACAGCCCGGUGCUUGGUGUACCCGCGUCACUCUUCCGACUGGUACUAUUACUCAGACAAUGCUAUCGAGUUGGCUUCUCACUUGACCCGACCACUCUGGAGCAACUGAAAAACGAGGUGGCCAGCUGGGAAGAACGAUUACUCUAUGACGAGAACUUCCGAUCGCGCUUUGAUGAGGCUGCAAUACGAUCGCCUCAGGAAACAUGCUUUAAGGACGGGAGCUAUCUCUACGUGACACUCGCUUCUCUUUUGUUGGAACAGAUAUUACAGGGUCGGAUGAGCGAGGGACUCCCGGUCGCUGUUCCGAAAGAGACCUGGCAGAUUCAAAUGGCGGUUCAGGUUCUCGAGAGUCACCAAAAUGACCAGGUGUGGACAAAAUGUUAUCUCGGCGACUGGCCCAUCUAUUCCCUCGGGUUGUUCAUGUCGUCUGCUGAGCACAAGCAACUGGUACGAUCGGAGCUUCAGAGACGAUGGGAGUGUACAAAGACGGCGAUGGUUACUCGCUUUCAACGGGAUUUGGAGGCUAUCUGGGCUGCUCGGGAUGGGACUGAGGUCGUUUGCUCACCAGGCUCUUAA